This is a messenger RNA of Oncorhynchus nerka (sockeye salmon), 637 nucleotides long. RefSeq names its product gastrula zinc finger protein XlCGF7.1-like. The transcript has a single exon. Bases 1 to 585 code for a protein of 194 amino acids. The record is from RefSeq and is a predicted model, not a curated record. NCBI's taxonomy places the organism in Eukaryota, Metazoa, Chordata, Actinopteri, Salmoniformes, Salmonidae.
AUGAGUUUUAAUCAGGAUGGGGACCUAAAAGCUCAUAAGAGGAAACACACAGGAGAAAAGCCUUUCCAAUGUUCCCAGUGUGGAAAGAGUUUUACUAAGAUAGGGCAAUUAAAAGAACAUGAGAGAAUACACAAAGGAGAAAAGCCAUUCCAAUGUUCCCAUUGUGGAAAGAGUUUUACUCGGAUAGGAAACCUAAAAAAGCAUGCGAGACCUCACACAGGAGAAAAGCCUUACCAAUGCUCCCACUGUGGAAAGAGUUUUGCCGUGUUAGCUAACCUGAAAAGGCAUGAGAGAAUACACACAGGAGAAAAGCCUUAUCACUGUUCCCACUGUGGAAUGAGUUUUACUCAGUUAUGGGACCUUCAAGCUCAUGAGAGGAUACACACAGGAGAAAGGCCUUUCCAAUGUUCCCAGUGUGGAAAGAGUUUUACUCAGAUAGGGCACCUGAAAGCUCAUGAGAGGAUACACACAGGAGAAAAGCCUUACCAAUGUUCCCAGUGUGAAAAGAGUUUUACCAUGUUAACUAACCUGAAAAGGCAUGAGAGAAUACAUAGAGGAGAAAAGCAUUUUCUGCUCCCAGUGUAAAAAUAGAUUUUCACGAAUGGCAGACCUUAAAGCUCAUGAGAGGAUACAGAAG